Messenger RNA from Nicotiana tabacum (common tobacco), 881 nucleotides. RefSeq lists its product as uncharacterized. The record is from RefSeq and is a predicted model, not a curated record. Lineage: Eukaryota; Viridiplantae; Streptophyta; Magnoliopsida; Solanales; Solanaceae. Gene Ontology annotation, biological process: cold acclimation; response to abscisic acid; response to water deprivation. Gene Ontology annotation, cellular component: cytosol.
UAAUAAAUUCCACCAUCACAAAAGAUCAAGCUUAUUCAAGUCUAUUAAUUAACGAAGAUAUAGUACUGUGGUUUUUCUUAAUCUUAGCAUCUUGAUAAGGUAAAGAAAUGGCACAACACGGUACAAGCCAAAACCAAAUGCAGCUAGUUGAUGAACAUGGCAACCGUGUUCAUGAAAUGGGGGGCACUGGUGCUCAAGGAACUGCUAUGGGGUUCGCCCCUGCUGCUACAGGUACUGAUGCCAUGAACAAAGAGCAUGAACAUCACCAUAAAGGGCAGCAACAGCUUCGUCGUUCCGGUAGCUCUAGUUCUAGCUCUUCGUCGGAGGAUGAUGGGGAAGGAGGGAGGAGGAAGAAGAAUAAGGGAAUAAAGGAGAAGAUAAAGGAGACAUUAACUGGAGGCGCUACUGAUGAUAAGAAGGAGAUAGGUGAUCAUCAACAGACUGCACAAACUACUACUGCUGCUGCUGAUCAAACUGAAGGAGGAGAGAAGAAGGGAAUGAUGGAGAAAAUCAAGGAGAAGAUCCCUGGGAUGCAUUGAAGUCUCAAUCAUAUCAUCAUCUUGGAGAUGAACGAUUCGAGUCGUCUAUGAAGUCCUUCUUUUCUAUGCGUUGAGUGUGAGUGUUCGUUCAUUACGAGUGUGUUGUUCAAGUCGAGUGAUACAUAUAUAGCUAGUCAUAAAGCAUGGUGUUCCCACUUUUCUGUAUAUACAACAAGCUUAGCUAGGACAUGCCCUGCUUCCUUAAGAAGCAAGCAAGUUGCCCUGAUUCCUGUCUUGGAUAUAUGGCAAUUGCGUUUGUAUCUAUAAUUAAUGCUGUGUGUUAUGUUGCCUAUGCCUAAUAUAAUGCGGUUUUGGAAAUAAAUUAUUUAUAUACCCCAUCAA